Messenger RNA from Nelumbo nucifera (sacred lotus), 2001 nucleotides. RefSeq names its product phosphoethanolamine N-methyltransferase 2-like. The record is from RefSeq and is a predicted model, not a curated record. Gene Ontology annotation, biological process: phosphatidylcholine biosynthetic process. NCBI's taxonomy places the organism in Eukaryota, Viridiplantae, Streptophyta, Magnoliopsida, Proteales, Nelumbonaceae. Gene Ontology annotation, molecular function: phosphoethanolamine N-methyltransferase activity.
AAAACACGACCACGAACGAGACGAGAAAGCGAGGGAGCAGAGUGAGAGCAAGAGUGCGAGAGAGGGAGAGAGAGAGAGACUGGUGAUGCAGCAGAGAGAGAGAGAGAGAGACUGGUGAUGCAGCAGAGAGGGAGGAUUUACAACCGAAGAUCUAGGAGCUUUUCGAGGUCUCGGAUUGCCGUUGAGGGUUAUUAGCUCAUUCGCCCCUCAUUUCAUUUCUUUACUCUUAACUCGCAAAAACUCCUCGCUUUUGAGAAUCGGAAACUCGAGCUUCAAGAUAUAGCCAUGGCUGCUCAAGUUGAGGAACGUGAGGUUCAGAAAAGCUACUGGAUCGAGCACUCUUCGGAAUUAACUAUUGAAGCUAUGAUGCUUGAUUCCAAAGCCGCUGAUCUCGACAAGGAAGAGCGACCUGAAGUGCUCUCCCUACUUCCACCUUUCAAAGGGAAAGAUGUCCUGGAGCUUGGGGCAGGUAUUGGUCGCUUCACCAGUGAAUUUGCUAAAGAGGCUAAUCAGGUGCUUGCUUUGGACUUCAUUGAGAGUGUCAUAAAGAAGAAUGAAAGUGUCAAUGGUCAUUUUAAGAAUGUCAAGUUUCUAUGUGCGGAUGUAACAUCUCCAGACUUGAAGAUUGCACCAGAAUCUGUGGAUCUGAUAUUCUCAAAUUGGCUACUUAUGUACCUCUCUGAUAAAGAGGUUGAGAAGCUUGCUGAAAGGAUGGCCAUAUGGUUGAAGGUUGGGGGGUAUAUUUUCUUCAGAGAGUCCUGCUUUCAUCAAUCCGGAGAUAGUAAGCGGAAAAACAACCCAACUCACUAUCGUGAACCUAAGUUCUACACAAAGAUCUUUAAGGAAUGCCACUUGGAUGAUGGAUCUGGGAACUCCUUUGAACUCUGUCUUCUUGGAUGCAAGUGUAUUGGAGCUUAUGUGAGAAACAAAAGGAACCAAAAUCAGGUUUGUUGGAUAUGGCAAAAGGUGAAGUCAAAUGACGAUAAGGGAUUCCAACGGUUCUUGGAUAAUGUGCAGUAUAAAUGUAGUGGCAUAUUACGCUAUGAACGUGUCUUUGGAGAAGGUUUUGUGAGCACAGGAGGGAUAGAUACAACAAAGGAAUUUGUGGCAAAGUUGGAACUUAAGCCUGGCCAGAAAGUCCUUGAUGUGGGUUGUGGCAUUGGGGGAGGCGACUUCUAUAUGGCUGAAAACUUCAACGUUGAGGUUUUUGGAAUUGACCUUUCAAUAAACAUGAUUUCUUUUGCUCUUGAGCAUGCCAUUGGACGGAAAUGCUCAGUGGAAUUUGAGGUUGCUGAUUGCACCAAGAAAACAUAUCCUGACAACACAUUUGAUGUGAUCUAUAGUCGUGAUACCAUUCUUCACAUACAAGACAAACCUGCACUAUUUAAAAGCUUUUUCAAGUGGUUGAAGCCAGGAGGUAAGGUUCUCAUUAGUGAUUACUGCAAAAGAGCUGGAUCUCCAUCAAAGGAAUUUGCACAGUAUAUUGAACAAAGAGGGUAUGGACUACAUGAUGUGGAGGCAUAUGGUCAGAUGCUGAAAGAUGCUGGUUUUAAAGAAGUCAUUGCAGAAGAUCGAACUAAUCAGUUCAUAGAAGUUCUGCAGAGAGAACUGGAUGCUGUUGAGAAGGCUAGGGAGGCAUUCAUACAUGACUUUUCUGAAGAAGACUAUGAUGAAAUUGUUGGUGGUUGGAAGGCAAAGCUGGUUAGGAGUUCAUCAGGUGAACAGAGGUGGGGACUUUUCAUUGCGAAGAAAUGAUUUAUCUGGCCAACAGUGAACAGCCUUUUCAACUCUAGAAGAUCUGGACAUGUAUUUGAAGUUGUUCAUCCAUGUUAGAAGUUUGUCAUUAUCAAACUUUGUGUUUACUUAGUAGUUAGUAACUGAGUAUUAAUAUGAUGUAGAAUCUUAAUAAUCAUAAAAAUGUCUGGUUGAAUUCUUGUUUGCAUGAUGCGAAUCUGUAAGAAAAUCAUUUUAGAGAACUCAUUAGUAUGGUUUCAUAUUCAA